This is a messenger RNA of Linum trigynum, 3498 nucleotides long. NCBI's taxonomy places the organism in Eukaryota, Viridiplantae, Streptophyta, Magnoliopsida, Malpighiales, Linaceae. The record is from the annotation of a GenBank genome assembly.
GUCGUCGGUGUAGAAUUUCGAUUCUUUUUCCUGCAGAGUAAACAAAAGAUUGAACCAUUGUUUUCUUCCCUCCCGGCAUCCCUGAACAUCCACCGCAUCUCCAUUCCUUCAAUUCUCAAUCAACAUCUAAAUAAACCCAUCUCUCUUCCCCUUGAAACUCCACUACCUUCUCCCCUUUCUUCCCAAUUCCAUCGACCCAUCUCAAAACCUGCACGAAAUCAGCAUAGUCUCCACCGUCAACUCCUGAAACCGCCGUGCUUCCUCAAAAUCCACCACGCUCUCGUCGCCGUAAUAUCGCUUGCCUACCAUUGUCCUCAUCGCCGAAUUCAGCACCAGCUCGAAAAGUAGAGUCGUCAUAUAUAUUCACCAGAUCGGGGUUGCUGCCUUUUCUCCCCAUUUAACGUUGUUAGCCGGCGGAUUGUUGAAUUGACCUCAUCGGAUCUGACACCGGAAAGGGCCUGCAGACGGUGACUGGAGGGUAGCUCGAUGGACGCCACCCGCCAGAGGUUCCGCGCCGUAAGGAGCCUAGGCAGUGGAGCAACGAGAAAUUGAGGUCGUCAGAGUACGGUGGUUCUGUUGGGAAUGAAUAGCUAUAUUGAAUUAAUAGAAAGAAUAUUUAAAAAGAAUAUUAUGGAGAUAAUUAUGAUUAAUUAUAUUAAUAUAAUAUAAUUUAAUUAUGGGAGUAAUUAUCUUUCUAAUUAAAAUGUGACUUAUUUCCAAAGAUAGAAGGAAUAUUCUGGGUUUUCGCACAAAACCGAUGAGCAACAAAAUUAGAGUGAUUGUUUUAUCCUGGAGGCGACCGGCUGAUAGUCUGCUGUGCGAAUUAUGAGGUAGUGCCGCAAACGUCUUAAAGAGAGCGACCUAGUCCGCGACUCAGCCAGAUCUGGUAACCCUAAUUUUUCUGUUCGGUUUCUAACAAUUUUAAGACGCUCUGUUACUGUCAAAUCGAUUAAACAGAUUAUCCUAUCUGGCUUUACAAAUCUGGUCGCGGCCUGGACAUGUGCUCGUAAUCCGUUUUGCAAAUCUCGAUCCUGGAGCUCAUAAUCGAGAUGUACACAGAGGGUGAUAAGACGUUGGCGAUUAGAAAAGAGAUGAGGGAGUAAUUUUGUGUCGUCGAUUCCGUCUCGGGCAAAUUAAUUGCUCAUGUACAAUUAAUCGUUCCUAUUAGGGCUAAUACCACUGGAAAUACCAACCUUUAGCGAAAGUGCCACUUAUAUUACAUAGUUUUCGAUAUGUCAUUUGUAUACCAAAUCAUCUCUUCCGUUAAAUUUUCUGUUAGAAAUUAACAGAAAACACAGUCAGCACAUAAAGGGGCAGCUGAGAUGGAAAAUUUAUUAAAAAUAUUAUUUAAUAAAAAAGAAUCUGGAUGAUUCCUCUUCCCGGCGCCACCCAUCGCCUCCUCUGCUCCAUCUCUCCUCGCCACUCUGCUCCGUCCCUCUGCUUUCUGCUUGUGGCUACAACAGCUUUCUCUUCGAUUAAGCCAUCAUCGCCGUCGUACUCAAGACUAGUCAUAUUUCCCCCUUCUCUCCUCGCUCAGCCUGCCUCCGCGCUAUGCCCUCCUCCUCAAUCUGGUCAAAGUCGCCGCCGUCAACGGAAUAAGAAUGGUCAAGCUCUUCCUUCCGCUUGAGAUAGAGGCAGCGACCAGAAGCUUCCCAUCUCUUCCCAGGGAGGGCUUAUUGAUAAGGGAAUCAAGACCUAGAAUCUUUCAUCAUCUAAGGGGUUUGGUUAAUUAGGAUUGGGUUUGUAUGGAAAUCAAUCCCUAUGAGAAUUUCUAGCUGGUCAGCCGUUGGAAGGCCCGCGACGCUUCAAGAAUUGGAGGGAAAAGUGAGGGAAUCGAUUGAUGAGAUCGUGGAAUGAAAAUGGGGAUUUCUAGCUGGUGUAGGCUCGCAAAUCUCCGAUUCCACAACCCAGACAGAACUGCAAUUGGUUAGCGUCCAUUCCCCCUACCACCUCGCAAAUCUCCUGCGUCCAUUCCCCUUUCAGCCGCUGCAAAGUGCAAAUCCCUAUCUUUUAUCUUAAUGACAUCCCGCUUCGGAUCUUGCAAGCGGAGAUUACGAUGGCGGUUUGAUUGCGAUUGGGUGGUGAGAUGGAGAAGGAGAUAUAAGUGGAGGAGAAGAGGGAUUUAGACGAGCUCUCUCGCGUCGCCCAUAUCCCGACUUGCCUGUGCAAGUGGAAGAUCAGAAACGACCGCUAAUCGAGAAGGAAGAAGACGAGCUCCCUGCCUCCGUCGUCAGAGCGGCGUUGGUGAUCGACGGAAGAAGCAGAUGGGCAUGACGACCGGGAGGCGAGAGAAAGAGUAUUUAGAAAAAAAAAGUAUUUUAAAAUAAAUUAAUAAUAUUAAUUUAUUUAUUUUUGAAAUAAAAUUAAUAUUUUUAAAAUAGUAAUUUCUUACGUGGCACAUAUGCGGGUGACACCUAAGCGCCACAUAAGCAAUAGUCAAACAUAAGUUGACCACCGUCAGGUCAACCGUCAAUUCUAACGGUCAAUAAAAAUGUGCGUAACACAAAUGACACAAACCCCUAAUACGUUGGAAUAUUUUUGUGUUUAUUGAAAGUACGUAAUAUAAAUGACACUUUCGCUAAAGAAUGGUAUUUCCAGUGGUAUUAACCCUUCCUAUUAUAUUGUUUUGUGUUUUUUUAAGAUUCCAUGAAACAGGAACUAACGGAAGUACUAAAAGGAAGGCAUUGGAAUUUGGUAUACGUGAACGGGACAAGGAUGUCCGAAGUAGGUCUCGCAACGGAGUCUUGGGUCGAUUGGCGAUGGUAAUCAUGAUUUUGAUUACGUGGACCAUGAAGGGGGCAUGAGUAAUCAAUACCGAGAGACAGCGGAGAUUGAUCAGAACGAAGCUUUUGGAUUCUUCCGGGCAAUUUAUUGGAGCGCCUGAAGUAAAGAGAUCCGGAAGGAAAUUUUGGGGAGGACUCUAGUUAGUUAAUUUAUUUGGUUCUCUUGUCUCCAAAAUGUUGGCCUUUGCUCCAGAAUUUUCGAUUCUUUUGUAGAAUUGGCUCCAACAUUUGCCUCAAUAAUUCUAGGCCGCCUCUUUUCUUUUCUCAAAGCUUUUGGCGGUGCCAUAAGCGCAAUAGGGAAAACCAUUUAUCUUCAGGAGCAGGUUGGCAAAGCUCAUUAUCUCGUUCUCUCUCUAUGUACGGAAAAUUCUGUUUGUUGUUCUCUGUCUUAGAUUUAGCCUAGUUUCUUCCAUCUAUCAACGACGGAUCAACAAUCGAUUCCACCGGUAAUCCCAUCACCAGAUCCCAGAGAUUCUUCUCUAGAAGCUUCAUCCGUUCAAGGGAGAAAAAAAGCUGGAUCUAGCUUCGAUGAAGGUUACUCUAGAUAUGGAAAGAUGUUACUUGAAUUGAGGGAGCUGGUUCAGUACCGAACCAUGAAAUCUGAAGCCAGCCUCAAACCAGUUGAAGAUGUACAAUGUAUUUCAGUUUCGUAAUAUUGAAUUCGAGGUGUUUUUACUUUUUAGGGUUUGAACUCGAACAAAUGAGGGGUUUUCAG